This is a messenger RNA of Candidula unifasciata, 1578 nucleotides long. Lineage: Eukaryota; Metazoa; Mollusca; Gastropoda; Stylommatophora; Geomitridae. The record is from the annotation of a GenBank genome assembly.
AUGUCUACCACAGCGGCGGGAAACAAGCUGGCCCAGGAGAUCCACGAUGAGUUUCUGACCUGCAAGAUCUGUCUAGAAGGCUUCAAAUCACCCAAGUGCCUCGACUGCUUGCAUACGUUUUGUGAACAGUGCAUCGAUAACCACGUACUCAAUGAAUGCUCUUACAAAAAGUACUCUGACUACCGAGAGUUUACCUGCCCGCUGUGCCGGAAAAGAACCCAGCUCCCCCUGGGCGGGGUAAAGAAGCUGCCCGACAACUUCCUUGUGUCCAGCCUGGGCGAGGUGGUGGCCCGACAGAAACCCAGCCAGUACCCCUUCUGUGACAUCUGUAAGCUGGUCAGUCGCAAACAUAAGGAGGCAGUCAGCAAAUGUAUUGACUGCAAUAAACAGUUGUGUAAACAGUGUGUCGACAUGCACAAGGAGACAAAGGUGACCCAGAACCACAGUCUCUUUGACGUGGAGAUAGAGAAGGACAUUGAGUGUAAGGAGCACCAGAACGAGGUGGUGCGGUUCUAUUGUGAGCCAUGCGAGACGUGCAUAUGUGUGCUGUGUACUUUUAACGAACAUAAGGAACACGAAAUAUCCCAGUUCAACGAUGCCGUCAGCAAGUACAAGGACACAAUCCAACAGCUUCUGGGCAACUGCAAAGGAAAGAUUGACGUCUACGACAUGCAGCUAGCGUUGCUGAACAAGUGUGAAGGCUUUAUUAAGAUUGCAGAACAACGCAUCAAAGACGUCACAAUUCAGUUUAUCUCAGAGAUACGCAACAAGGAGAAAUCCCUUAUCGAUGAACUUCACGCCAUCUAUGGACCCGAACUCAUGGAAUAUGUCAACAGAAAGAAUGAAAUGCAGAGCAACUUGGACAGCCUCAAGACCACAUGUAAUCUCACCGAAUUGGUGCUCAAAGGAAAAGAUAUUGAGCUGUUGCUUCUGAAGAAACAAGUGCAGGAAAAGUUGUCCACACUGGCAACUGUGGAAUUGAAGGACCUACCUCAGACUGUUGGUAAACAGAUUUAUUUCGUUCCGGGCAGUCUGAAUUUGGGCAAGCUUGAAGAUCCCGAUUUGGAGAUUGAUAAAAAGAAAGCGGUACAAAAUGCGGAAGAUAGUCAGAAGAUCACUCUACCGAACAUGGUAUUUGGUCGAAAAGGUAAUGAACUUGAUAUUAUGACAGCGGCCGCAAAGGUGGUACAAAAACGGACUUUCGAAACACAGACAGAGAAUCAGUCUCCAAAACUGGCAGCGACAGUAAAUCUAGUUGACAAGGGUAUGGUCACAGAGUAUCCCGAAAGAUAUGACAGUGAGGAUUCGUCAUUUUGUGGCAAUGAUGGGCCCUUUAGUCUAGAGACAAGAGCAACAGAGACUGAUGUUAUCUCUACGACGGAAAAAGCUGUGAACACACCUUCCAAAAGCGUGCAAGGGCUAGCCAGCCAGCUUCAGCACGCCGAUUCCAAAGAUGAAUCCCCUACAGAGGCUGGUACGGGUAUGGAGUCUCCAGCCACUCGAAGGCAGCGUCGGCGUCGGGAAAGGGUCAAGCCGGCAGAGCCCAUGGCUGGUGGAAACAAUGCCGGGGUUGUAUAG